AUGGAUUACAGCUCCCUCAGCGGAGUCCCCCGGUUCCUGACCCGGCCCAAGGCGUUCAUGGUGUCCGUGGGGAAGGAUGCCACCCUGAGCUGCCAGAUCAUCGGAAACCCCAUCCCGGUUGUGAGCUGGGAGAAGGACAAACUGCCAGUCCAGUCUGGGGGGAGGUUUAAAACCACGGAGGACGGGGAUCUCUAUCGGCUCACGAUCUACGACCUGAGCCUGGAGGACAGUGGCCAGUACAUCUGCCGGGCUAAGAACACCAUCGGGGAGGCCUUUGCCGCCGUCAGCAUCAAGGUGGGGGAGGAGACCACGGUGACAGAGCAGGCCCCUUACUUCAUCCAGAGACCCUCCAACAUCAAGGUAACCCUGGGAGAAGAUGCCAUGUUCAAGUGCAAGGUCCAGGGCAGCCCUCCCCUCUCGGUGAACUGGGAGAAGGACGGGAGGCACCUGCGGAACCAGGCGGACGCCGGGCGCUUCCAGAUCGAGUCCGCCGGGGAGUCCAACGCUCUGACCAUCCAGUGUGCCCGGCUGGGGGACAGUGGCACCUACACCUGCCGGGCAGAGAACCUCAUCGGCUCCGCCAGCGCCUCGGCCGCGCUGGUGGUGGAGACCCACGGCUCCUCCAACCCGGGCAGCAGCGCCAACUUCGACUCCAGCUGCGGGAAGACGGUGUCCUUGCUGUCCCACUUGCAGAAGAGGCGGGAGGAGAUCAGGAAGAUGGACGUCUCCCACGGGAUUCUGGACUCGACCUCUGCCCAGUCUUACUCCGAAGGGUUGUCCGGCAUCGCCUACGGGCUCUCCCGGGAUUACGAGCGGGCGGCGGGGCUCUCCAAGGGGGCUCGGAACGCCACCUGCGGGGCGCUGACGCGCACGUGCAGCGUCACGGAGGGCAAACACGCCAAGCUGAGCUGCUACGUGACGGGGGAGCCCAAGCCGGUGAUCGUGUGGAAGAAGGACAACGAGGUCAUUUCGGAGGGGCGGCGGCACGUCAUCUACGAGGACGACCAGGAGAACUUCGUGCUGAAGAUCCUCUUCUGCAAGCAGGUGGACAACGGGCUGUACACCUGCACGGCCUCCAACCUGGCGGGCCAGACCUACAGCUCCGUGCUCGUCACCGUCAAAGAACCCGCCAUACCCUUCAAGGAAAAACUGAAGGACCUCGAGGUGAGGGAGAAGGAAUCUGCCACCUUCCAGUGCGAGGUGCCCGUUCCCGGGACAGAGACCUCCUGGUUCAAGGAGGAGACCAAGCUGAGGCAGAGCAAGAAGUACAACAUCGAGGAGGAGGGCACGUACCGCCGGCUCACCGUGCAGAACGUCACCGCCGACGAUGACGCCGUUUACAUCUGUGAGAUGAAAGAAGGGAGCAGGACCAUUGCAGAGCUGUCUGUCCAAGGGAACAUAAUUAAAAAGCUUCCACGGAAGACUGCAGUGUUCAUCCACGACACAGCCACCUUCUGCGUGGAGCUGGACAACGACUGCCAGAACGUCCGGUGGCUCAAGAACAAGGAAGAGGUGAAGCCCAGCGACCGCAUCUCCAUCACACGCUCUGGCAAGCAGCACACCAUGACCAUCCGAGAGUGCAAGGUGGAAGACGCUGGGGAGAUUGCCUUCCUGGCUGAUGAAAGCAGGACUUCCACCCAGUUCACUGUGACCAUGCCCAAAAAACCUCCCACCCAACCCCCAGCCGACCCUGUGGUGAAAAAUAAAACAGAAACCUCAGUGACCCUGGCAUGGUCCCCUCCCAAGAUGGACCGUCCCAUUCCAGUCGACGGAUACAUCGUGGAACGCAAGAAACUCACUGGCUUCACCUGGGUGAGGUGCCACGAGUCCCACGUCCCUGUCCCAGAGCUCACCGUGAGCAACUUGGCAGAAGAGGCUGAUUAUCAGUUCAGAGUGUCUGCAGUCAACACCUAUGGACAGAGCCCCUACCUGGAAUUCCCCGGGAGCAUCCACCUUGAACCAGUGCUGGCUGUGAAAAGCCCCCUGACAACAGCUGAGGCUGUACCUGGAGGGGAUGCCCUGUUUACUGUCGACCUCACCAAGACGUGUUCCGGCACCUGGUACCUCAACGGUAAAGUCUUACAGGAAAGUGAGACCUGCAUCAUCAAGAGAACCCAAACCACUCACACCCUCACCAUAAAGAACGUCACCAAGAAGGAUGAUGGAGCAGAAGUGAAAUUUGUUGCCAGUGAUGUUGAGACCAGCACCAAGAUGAGAGUGAAAGGUGCCGCAGUGAGAUUUACCAACAAGAGCAAAGAGGUAGAAAAGGUCUCUGCUCGGCUGAGGGAGGAAGCCAAACUGCAGGCUGAGCUUUCAGACGCAGAGGCCACAGUGAAGUGGUUGAAAGAUGGGAAGGAGCUCAAGGCCAGUGAAAAAUAUGAGCUUCAGACUGUGGGGAAGAGGCACAUCCUGAAAAUCCGCAGCACUUGUGAAGAGGAUGCCGGAGUUUAUGAGUGCACCUGUGAAGGGGAUAAAAUGCUCUUUCAGCUUUCAGUGAAAGCACUUGCAAACUUCAUAAACAAAGAGAAAAGUGGAGGACUUGUCAAGGCCAUCACUGGAAAACAGGCUGAAUUUGUUUCUGAGACCUCCGAGGCCAAUGUCAUGGUGAAGUGGUACAAAGAUGGGAAAGAAAUCACAGCCAGCAAGAAAUUCACCCUGGAGGACAAAGGAAAGCUGCACAAGCUCGUGGCUUCGGCUGUGACAAAGGAAGAUGAAGGAACUUACACGUGCAAAAUUGGAGAUGACAGCCUUGUUUUUGAUUUAAAAGUCUCAGAUGAAGCUGUUACUUUUGUCAACAAGCCCAAGACGACUCCAGAAGUAUCAGUCAGUCCUUCUGAAACCCUGGAGCUGGUGUGUGAGGUGUCAGCUGCCAGCGGAGCUGUGGUGUGGAAGAGGGAUCACACCGAGGUGAAGCAGGACCAGAGGACAACAGUGGUGUCCCAGGGGACACAACGAAAGCUCAUCGUCAAGAAGGUGACGCAGCAAGACCAAGGGAGCUACACCUGCGAGGUGAAGGAUGACAGAAUAACAUUCCAAGUCAAAGUCAGAGAGCCAGAAGUUGUGUUUACAAACAAGGACAAAGUGAAGAAGGAGGUGAAAGCUGCACUCUCAGAAGAUGCCACGCUGAGCUGUGAGGUGGCCCAGGACAAGACUGAGGUGAAGUGGUACAAGGAUGGGAAGCUGAUCACCUCCAGCAAGAAGUUCAAGGUGGAGUCCGAGGGCAAAUCUCGCUGUCUGGUGGUGGGUCAGGUGGAGCAGAAGGAUGCUGGGGAGUACAGCUGCGAGGCUGCUGGCCAGAAACUCACCUUCAGGAUCGAUGUCACAGAGGCAGAAGAUGCCUUUGUCCACAAGGAGAAGGUGCAGAAAGAGGUGAAAGCUGUGCUAUCAGAAGAUGCCACGCUGAGCUGCGAGGUGGCCCAGGACAAGACUGAGGUGAAGUGGUACAAGGAUGGGAAGCUGAUCACCUCCAGCAAGAAGUUCAAGGUGGAGUCGGAGGGCAAAUCUCGCCGUCUGGUGGUGGGUCAGGUGGAGCAGAAGGAUGCUGGGGAGUACAGCUGCGAGGCUGCUGGCCAGAAACUCACCUUCAGGAUCCAUGUUGCAGAUGACGUGUUUGAACACAGAGACAAAGUGCAAAGGGAGGUGAAGGCAGUGCUGAAGGAGGACACCACUCUGAGCUGUGAGGUGGCCCAGGACAAGACUGAGGUGAAGUGGUACAAGGAUGGGAAGCUGAUCACCUCCAGCAAGAAGUUCAAGGUGGAGUCCGAGGGCAAAUCUCGUCGUCUGGUGGUGGGUCAGGUGGAGCAGAAGGAUGCUGGGGAGUACAGCUGCGAGGCUGCUGGCCAGAAACUCACCUUCAGGAUCGAUGUCACAGAGCCCAAACCUGCAUUUAUAAACGAGGAAAAGGUCCAGAAGGAGGUGAAGGCUGUGCUGACAGAAAGUGCCUCCCUCGUGUGCGAGGUAGCACAGGAUGCAACCGAAGUGAAAUGGUUCAAGGACGGAAAACUUCUGGUUUCCUCCAGAAAAUUCAAAAUAGAGACCGUGGGCAAAACCCGGCGCCUGGUUAUAGAGCAGCUGGAGAAGAAGGAUGCUGGGGAAUACAUCUGUGAGGCUGCGGGCCAGAAGAUGACAUUCAAACUGGAACCAACUGAACCAGAGGCUAAAUUUGAAAAGAAAGUUGUCCAGAAAGAGCCCCUCAUUGUUCAAGAACAUGAGAGUAUCACACUGACAACCUCAGUGACGCCUGAAACUGCUGCAGUGAAGUGGCUCAAGGACGGGACAGAAAUCAAGGCGAGCAAGAAAUGUGUGAUCAAGAGUGAGGGGGCGUCCAGGACCCUGGUGGUGAACCUGGCUGAGAGCACAGACACUGCUGUCUACACCUGCCAGACCAGGAAUGACAAGCAGGAGUUCAAAGUGCAGGUGAAAGAAAUCCCGGUGAAGUUCGCCAAGAAGCUGGAAGCUGUCAAGGCUGAGAUUGGGGGCAGUGUCUCCCUGAGCUGUGAGCUGAGCCACCCCCGGGGGAAGGUGACCUGGCGCAGGAACGGAGUCGAGAUCCAGCCCAGCAAACGUUUCCAGGUUCACGAGGAGGGGGUCAAACGGACCCUGACAAUAACAGGGAUCCGGGCCGAGGAUGAGGGGGAGUAUUCCUGUGAAUCCAGAGACGACAAGAGCAGCAUUGCCAUCACCCCCAAAGCUCCCAGAGUGGUGAAAUUCGUCACCAGCCUCAACAGCGUGGUGUCUGAGGAAGGAAAGGAGGCCGUGUUCAAGUGCACCGUCUCUCCCAGCGACGCCGUGGUCACUUGGCUCAGGAACGGCGUCAAGAUUGAAGCCAGCAAGAAGUAUGUGAUCUCCCAGAAGGACACCAACCACAGCCUCACCAUCACUGACCUGACACUGGAAGAUGCAGCUGAAAUCUGCGCCAGUGCUGAGGGUGUGGAGAGCACAGCCAACCUCAGAGUCCGAGAGGCCUCAAUCUCGUUCAAGAAGAAACUGGAGCCCAAAACAGUUGAAGAGAGGGAGACAGUGACCUUGGAGGUGGAGCUGACCAAGCCUGCAGAGGUGAAGUGGAUGAGGAACAGCAUCGUGCUGAAGCCCAGUGACAAGAUAGAGAUCAAAGCUGAGGGAACAAAGCACACCUUGGUGGUGAAGGACAUCUCCUUUGCAGACAGGGGCUUCUACUGCUGUGAGAGCCCUGAUGACAAGACCCAAGCCAAGAUCAACGUGGAAAUGAGGCAGAUCAAGCUGGUGAAAGGCCUUCAGCCCCUGGAAGUUGCUGAGAAAGGCACUGUCACCUUCGAGGUGGAGGUGUCACACGAGGACGUGGAAGGGACCUGGCAGAGGGACGGAGUUCGGCUCAAACCCGCACCCAACGUCAGCUUUGGCGUCCUGGGCAAGAAACACUCACUGACUCUUUCCUCGGUGGCCCUUGAGGAUGCAGGGGUCAUCUCCUUCAAGGCAGAAGGCAUCAAUUCAUCAGGGAGACUCACUGUGACAGAAUUGCCUGUGAGAAUCAGCAAACCUCUGGUGGAUGUCAGUGUGACUCAGAAACUCAAGGCCACAUUUGAGUGUGAGCUGUCCAGGCCCAACGUGAAUGUGAAGUGGUUCAAGGAUGGGAAGGAGAUCCGUCAAAGUCAAAACGUGGGGUUUGUUUCCCAGGGAAAUAAGAGAAGCCUCAUUAUUCACAAGUGUGAAUAUGAAGACCAGGGAACCUACAGCUGUCAAGCAGCUGAAGACAAGACAUCAGCUACUCUAAAGGUUCAUGCCCGAGAUAUCAAGAUUGUAAAGCCACUGGAAGAUGUGGAAGUGAAUGAAUACGAGAGUGCAUCCUUUGUCUGUGAGAUUUCACAUGAUGAGGUCGAAACCCAGUGGUACAAAAAUGACAACAAGCUGAAGACUUCAGACAAUAUCAAAAUGCGACAGGAUGGGAAGACCUACUCGCUGACCUACGCCCGUGUCCACAUGGAGGAUGCGGCAGAGAUCAAAUUUGUGGCAGAAAAGGCAGAAUCUCGCGCUCAGCUGACCGUGAAAGAGCUGCCUGUAAAAAUAGUGAAGCCUCUGAGAGACAAGAUCGCCCUCGAGAAGCACCGGGGGUUCCUGGAGUGCCAAGUGUCUCGUGCCAACGCCAAGGUCCGGUGGUUCAAACGGGACGUGGAAAUUCGCCCCAGCGACAAAUACGAGAUCGUGAGCGAAGGCGUCUACAGGAAACUCAUCAUCAACGACGCCGACUACGAGGAUGAGGACACCUACACCUGUGAUGCCUUUGAUGACAAAAGCAGUGCUAACUUCUUUGUUGAAGAGCAAGCCAUUAAUAUCGUGAAGGAGUUGUGUGAUGAGGAUGUGACUGAGCCUGAAGAAGCCAAUUUUGAAUGUGAGACAUCCAUUCCAUCCGUGAAACCCGCCAAGUGGUUUCUACGUGGAGAAGCUUUACAGCCUGGCAGAAACUUCAUCAUGCAGCAGGAAGGCACCAUCCACAGGCUGACAAUAGUGAAAACAAGUGCUGAUAUGACAGGAACCAUCCAGUUCUCCAUUGGCAAAUCAAAAUCUACAGCAAACCUGCUUGUCAGAGAUUACCACAUACAGAUUACCAGGAAGCUGGAGGACAAGACAGUCCUGGAGAAACACUCGGCCGUCCUGUCCUGUGACUUCAGGCCCUCUCCAAAGAUUGUGAAGUGGUUCAAGGACCACGUGCUCAUCGAGCCCUCUGAGAAGUACAAGAUCAAGCGGGAGCAAUACUCAGCAGAGCUCAAGAUCUUGAAGGUGAAGCCUGAAGAUGCCGGAACGUACAAGUGCCGGGCUGGGAACGCAGAGACCAGAGCCACGCUCACCGUCAAAGCCCGGAACGUGGAAGUCCUCAAACACCUGCAGGACGUGGAAAUUGAGGAAGACAGCUCUGCCGUGUUCUCCUGCGAGCUGUCCCACGACGACGAGGACGUGGAGUGGUUCCUCAACGGCACCCUCCUCUACACCAACAACUUCAACGACAUCAAGAACGUCGGCAAGGUCUACACGCUGACCAUGAAGCAGGUGAAGCCUGAGGACGCUGGCACGGUGACAAUGAAGUCAGACAAGGUGUCAGAGAGCGUGAGGCUGAAGGUCAUAGAGAAACCUGCUGUCUUCAUGAAAGCCUUGGAUGACGUUUUUGGUGAGGAGCGAGGUGUGAUUAAACUGGAAUGCGAAGUCUCCAAAGAGAAGGUCAAACCUGUUUGGAAAAAGGAUGGUGUGAAGAUCCCUUCUAGUAACAAGUACGAGGAGAUACAGUCUGGGAAGACCCUGUGCCUCCUUAUCCAUGACCUUGAAAAGACAGAUGCAGGUUUAUACACCUGUGACAUUGGCACUGAUGUUGCCAAGUCAAAGGUCAGCGUUCAGGAACUGAACAUCGGCAUCACCAAACGGCUGAAGAACACCGAAAUCCAGCUGGGAGAGGACUGCACCUUUGAGUGCAUUUUGUCCCACGAGAGCAUCGAUGACUUCAGCUGGACGCUGAACGGGAGAAAAGUGGAGAGUGGGGGGAGGUUUAAAGCCUCCAACGCGGGUCGGAAAUACACCCUCAGCAUCCAGAGGGUGACUCCCGACGAUGCGGGGGAGGUCGUGUUCACUGCCCGAGGUCUGACCUCCAAGGCUUCUCUGGCUGUGAAAGAGAAACCAACUGAGGUUACAAAACAGCUGGAAGAUAAAACAUCACAAGCAGGGCAGGACAUCAACCUGAGCUGUGAACUGUCCAAACCUGAUGUGAACAUCAGGUGGUACAAGGAUGGCAAAGCAAUCCGAAAAAGCCAGAAAUAUGACUUGCAGCAAGAGGGAACACGGGCCACCCUGAUCAUCCAUGACUCCACGGUCAAGGACAGUGGGGAAUACACCUGUGAGACAGAGAGCUCCAAAACAACAGCCAGGAUCACAGUGCAAGAAAAACCUAAUUAUUUUGUCAAGGAGCUUUCGGACCUGAAAGUCGAUGAGAGUGGAACCGCGGUUUUCACGUGCCAGAGCGAGAGAGCUGCACCCUCUGUGGUCUGGAGGAAAGGCAUCGCUGAGCUCAGGGCCGGCAGGAAAUACGAGAUCACACAGAAAGGACAAGACCUCCAGCUGACCAUAAAGAACCUGGAGAAAAGCGACAGUGACACUUACAGCUGUGACAUUGGGGAUGCCCAGUCCAGAGCCAAGCUGGUCGUGCAAGGCCAGAAAGUGCUAAUAACAGAAGACCUGGAAGAUGUCACUGUGUUAGAAGGAGAAUCUGCCACGUUCAAGUGCAGAAUCUCUCCCGUAGACUGUAGCAAAGUGCAGUGGUUUUUGGAUAAGACCCCACUCCAUACCAAUGAACUUAAUGAGAUCCAGUCCCAGCCUGGGGGAUAUCACCUGCUAACGCUGAGAAAGCUCUCACUGAAGGACUCGGGGGUCAUUACAUUUGAAGCUGGUGAUAAGAAAACAUCUGCCAGUUUGGUUGUGAAAGAGAAGCCCUGAGCGUUCACAAAGGAGCUGAUUGAUACUGGAGAGUGUGAGGGAGAGGAUGUGAUCCUUCACUGUGAAACCUCCAAAUCAGACAGGCCUGUAAAGUGGUGCAAAGGUGGGAAGAGCCUCAGGAAUUCUUCCAAGUGCAACAUCAUCUGGUUGGGAUUUGAAGCCAAGCUUGUUGUUCACAGGGGAAGAGACAGUGGCAGAUAUGAGUGUGAGGCUGGAGCAGCUAAAAGCAGUGCAGUUAUUCCUGUCAGGGAAAAGCCACUCCUUUUCAAGCAAGAGCUCCAAAACGAAGAUGCUAGAGAAGGAAAACAGGUCAAGCUGACCUGUGAGCUCAGCAAGCCUGGUGCCCCAGUGAAAUGGAUGAAGGGAGACACUGUCCUCCAUGCCAGUGAGAAGUAUGAAUUUAAGCAGCAUGGAACUGUGGCAGAGCUCAUUAUCCGAGACCUCAAAUCCACGGAUGCUGGGGAAUACACCUGCAGCUCUGGGGAGCUCAAAACCACUGCCCGGGUGAAAGUGAACGCUGUGCCUGUCCUUUUUAAACAAGCCCUGGAGAACACGGAUAUGGAAGAAGGGAAAUCCGUCUCCUUGCGCUGCGAACUCACAAAAGCCGAUGCCACCGUGGUGUGGAAGAAGGGAGGAGCCACGCUCCAGGCAAGUGCCAAAUAUGAAAUGAAGCAGAAGGGGACAGUGGCAGAGCUGGUGAUUCAUAAUGCAGAGCCAGAAGAUGCGGGAAGAUACACCUGUGACACUGGAGACCAGCAGAGCACAGCCCAAGUCAAAAUCCAUGCUGCCUCUGUGCUCUUCAAGGAAGAGCUGAAGCCCGUGGAAGCUGUGGAAGGUGGGACAGCCACCCUGCAGUGCCAGCUGAGCAGAGAGGCCCCCGUGGAGUGGAGGAAGGGGCAAACUCUUCUCCGGCCAAGUAACAAGUACAAGAUGAGGCAGGAGGGCACAGUGGCUGAGCUGCUGAUCCAUGAUCUGGACCCAAAGGAUGCUGGAGACUAUUCUUGUCUAGUGGGGAACCAAAAAACCACGGCAGCCUUGUCAGUGAAUGCCCUGCCAGUGCGUUUCAAAAAGGAGCUGAGGAACGAGGAGGCCACGGAGAGCGGGACGGCGACGCUGCAGUGCGAGCUGAGCCGGCCCGGGGGCUCGGUCCAGUGGAGCAGGGAUGGGAAGGUGCUGGAGCCAAAUGGAAAGUACAAAAUGAGAUGGGAAGGGCGCUUUGUUGAGCUGGUUAUCCAAGACCUGGACUUGGCGGAUGCUGGGAGCUACACCUGCACGUGUGGAGACCAGAAGACAACGGCUGCUCUGAGAGUGAAUGCCUUGCCUGUCCUCUUCCAAGAAGAACUGACGAACAAGGAAGCUACAGAGGGGGAGGCAGUGACUUUGCACUGUAAACUGAGCAAAUCGGCCCCAGUUGAGUGGAAAAGGGGGAAUGUGGUCCUCAAGCCAAGUGAAAAAUACAAAAUAGAGCAGGAAGGUCCCUUUGCAGAGCUGAGGAUCCAGGAUUUGGGAUUGGCAGAUGCUGGUGAUUACCACUGUGUGUGUGGAGACCAACAGACCACGGCUGCUUUGACAGUAAAUGUCCUGCCUGCUCUUUUCACCAAAGAACUGACAGACCAAGAAGCCACUGAAGGUAAAAGUGUCUCCCUGCACUGUGAGCUGAACAAGGCAGCUGCCAAGGUGGAGUGGAAGAAGGGAUUCAAGACCCUCAAGCCAAGUGACAAAUACAAAAUGAAACAGGAAGGUGUCGCUGCUGAGCUCACAAUCCAGAACCUGGACACGGCGGACGCUGGGAAUUACUCCUGCGUGUGUGGGGACCAGCAGACCAUGGCAGUUUUGACAGUUCAUGCUCUGCCUGCAUAUUUCAAAGAAGGGUUGAAGAACAGGGAGGCCACAGACGGUGGAACAGCCACCCUGCACUGCGAGCUCAGCAAGGUCGGGGUCCCCGUGGAGUGGAAAAAGGGGGACAAGACACUCAAACCCAGUGAAAAGUUCAGGAUGAGACAAGAAGAUACAUCUGCAGAGCUGCUGAUCCGAGAUCUGGAGGUGGAAGACACAGGAGAAUAUACCUGUGUGUGUGGAGAGCAGAAGACCUCGGCUGUCUUGACAGUCCACGCUUUGCCUGCACUGUUCAAAAAGGAUCUUGUCCCUGUGGAAGCCACGGAAAGCAGGGCGGCUGUUCUGCAGUGUGAGCUGACCAAACCCGCCCCAGUGGAGUGGAGGAAAGGGCAGGAGGUGCUCCAGCCUAGUGAGAAGUACAAAAUGAGGCUGAAGGACACCGUUGCUGAGCUGACAAUCCAUGGCCUGGAGGAACAGGAUGCAGGAGAUUAUACGUGUGUGUGUGGAGACAAGGCAACCACAGCUUCCCUGACAGUGCAUGCCCUCCCUCCACGUUUCAAAGAGGAGCUGAGGAACGUGGAAGGCACGGAAAAAGGCACGGCCACUUUCCGCUGCGAACUGAACAAGCCCAGAGCCGCCGUGGGGUGGAGGAAAGGAGACACAGCCCUGGGGACAGGUGACAAGUUCACCAUGAGAUGCCAGGGCACCAUUGCUGAGCUGGUGAUCCGUGAUUUGGAUCUGGCAGAUGCCGGGGAUUACACGUGCUGCUGUGGAGAUCAGAGAACCACGGCCGCGCUGAGAGUGAACGCCUUGCCUGUGCACUUCAAGAAGGAGAUGACAAACGAGGAAGCCACAGAAGGUGGAACAGCCACUCUGCAGUGUGAACUGUCCAGACCUGCCCCCGUGGAGUGGAAAAAGAAGCACAAGGUGCUCAAACCGAGUGAAAAAUACACUGUGAGGCAGGAAGGCACCACAGCACAGCUGCUGAUCCACGCUCUGGAGGUCAAGGAUGCUGGGGAAUACACCUGUGUGUGUGGAGAGGAGAAGACAACUGCAGCACUGACAGUGCAUGCCCUCCCUGCCCUCUUCAAAGAGGAACUGAGAGAUGAGGAAGCCGAGGAGGGCACAGCGGUGACUCUGCGCUGCGAGCUGACCAAACCCGCCCCGGUGGAGUGGAGAAAGGGACACACGGUGCUCAGACCUAGUGAGAAGUACAAAAUGAGGCAGAAGGAUGUCACUGCAGAGCUGGUGAUCCAGAGCCUGGCUGAGAGUGAUGCUGGUGAUUACACCUGUGUGUGUGGGGACAAGGAGUCCACGGCUGCCUUGGCAGUGCACGUGCUGCCUGCAGGGAUCAGGGAGAGCCUGAGGGACCAGGAGGUGACAGAGGGUCAAGGGGCCACUCUGUGCUGUGAGCUGACCAAGGCUGCCCCAGUGGAGUGGAGAAAGGGCAGCACUCUGCUCAGAGCCAAUGACAAGUACAAGAUGAGGCAGGAGGGCGCAGUCAUGAAGCUGCUUAUCCAUGAUGUGGAGCUGAAAGACGCUGGAGAAUACACGUGUGUGUGUGGAGAGCAGGAGACAACAGCUGCCUUGAUAGUGCAUGCCCUGCCAGCACUUUUCAAAGAAGGCCUGAAGGACCUGCAAGCCCUGGAAAGCCAAACAGCCACUCUGCGCUGUGAGCUGACCAAGGCUGCAGCUGUGGCGUGGAAGAAAGGGAAUAAAAUGCUCAGGGCAAGUGAAAAACACAUCAUGAGGCAGGAGAGUGGCCUUGCUGAGCUGGAAAUCCGUGACCUGGAGCUGCAGGAUGCAGGAGAUUACACCUGUGUGUGUGGAGACCAGCACACCACGGCGUCUCUGGCAGUGAAUGCCUUGCCAGUGCUUUUCAAGGAAGAACUGAAGAGUGAAGAAGUCCAGGAAGGAGCAUCAGUCACUCUGAGUUGUGAAUUAACCAAAGAAGCUCCAGUGAAGUGGAAAAUUGGGCCCAAAGUGCUGAAAGCAAGUGACAAAUAUCAAAUGAGACAGUCUGGCACCACUGCAGAGCUGGUCAUUCAUGACCUAGAAGUAAAAGAUGCUGGAGAUUACACCUGUGUGUGUGGUGACCAGAAGACAACAGCAACCUUAACAGUUCAUGCUCUGCCCCCACUCUUUAAGGAAGAGCUCCAGGACAAGGAAGCAGGAGAAGGUGGAGAAGUCGCCCUGCACUGUGAGCUCACCAAGGCUGCUCCAGUGCAGUGGUGGAAGGACCAGAGGAUGCUCAAAGCGAGCGAGAAAUACAAAAUGAGGCAGGAAGGGACCAAGGCAGAGCUGGUGAUCCAUGAAAUAGCUGAGGAGGAUGCAGGAGACUACACCUGUGUGUGUGGGGAGCACCGGAGCACAGCUGUCCUGACAGUCCAGGCUGUGCCUCCAUUUUUCCAAGAAGAAAUGACCAGCAAGGAAGCAGUAGAAGGUGGAAUGGCCACUUUUCAGUGUGAGCUCAGCAAGGCAUCUGCCCCUGUGCAGUGGAAGAAGGGCCACCACGUCCUCACCUCGGGCAAGAAGCACAGCAUGAGGCAGGAAGGCCGUGUUGUGGAGCUGGUGGUUCAUGACUUGGAUCUGGAUGACAGUGGAGAUUAUACCUGUGUGUGUGGAGACAAGAGCACCACAGCUGCCUUAACAGUGCAUGCACUGCCUCCAGAAUUCAAGAGAGGCCUGAAGGACCUCGAGGCCGUGGAAAACAGCACAGCUGCUCUGCACUGCGAGCUGACUAAACCUGCUGUGGUGGAGUGGAAGAAAGGGCAGGAGGUGCUUAAGGCAAGCAGCAAGUAUAAAAUGAAUCAAGAAGGUGCUGUUGCAAAGCUGAUUAUCCGUGAGCUGGAAGUGGAGGAUGCUGGAGAUUACACCUGUGUGUGUGGAGACCAGCAGACAACUGCCACUCUGACAGUCAACGCCCUACCAGCACUUUUUAAGCAAGAGCUCCAGGACACCGAGGCAGAGGAAGGUGGCACAGCCACACUGAGGUGUGAGCUGACCAAAGCCAAGGCUCCAGUGGAGUGGAGGAAAGGGGAUAUCACCCUCUACCCUGGUUUGAAAUACGAGAUGAAGCAGCAGGGCUGCACCGCUGAACUGGCCAUUUCUGACCUAGAACUGGAUGAUUCAGGAAUAUACACCUGUGACUCUGGACACCAGCAGACAACAGCUGUGGUGACUGUACAUGCACUGCCUGUCACCUUUAAGCAAGCCCUGCAGAAUCAGGAAUCCGAGGAGGGAAGCACAGCCACGUUCUGCUGUGAGCUGUCAAAACCCAAAGCUGCUGUGGAGUGGAGGAAAGGAGGAGUGGGGCUGCAGCCCAGCCAGAAAUAUGAAAUGAGGCAGAGGGAAUGCCUGGUAGAGCUCUUGAUACAUAACCUCAAAUUAGAAGAUACAGGAGAGUACAGCUGUGACACUGGGGAUGAGGAAACCAAGGCAGCUUUAAAUGUGAAAGCUCUGCCAGUUCUUUUCAAAAAGCAGCUCAAAGAUGAGGAGGCAGAAGAAGGAGCUGCGGUGAAAUUCCAGUGUGAGCUGACGAAGGAUAACGCAGCAGUGGAGUGGAGGAAAGGCACCAUGGAACUCUUCCCGUGUGCCAAAUAUGACAUUAAAUUAAGUGGUUGCACGGCUGAACUUGUGAUUCACAGUGUGGAGCCAGAGGAUGCUUCUGAUUACACGUGUGACACGGGAGACCAGCAGAGCACUGCAGUCCUCAGAGUGCAUGCCACCAAACCCCGGCUGAGGCAGCAGCUGAAGAACGAAGAGGUGGAAGUGGGGGGGACAGCCAGGCUGCGCUGCGAGAUCUCCAUCAGCAAGGCAGAGGUGGAGUGGAGGAAGGACGGAGCUGUCCUGCACCCCAGCUCCAAGUACGAGAUGUGGCAGGACGGGACCCUCCGGGAGCUCCGCGUUCACCGCCUGGAGCCUGGAGAUGCCGGGGAAUAUUCCUGCAAGGCUGGAGAUGAGAUGACCUCUGCCAAACUGACAGUGAAAGAGCCCGACGUGACCAUCGUGAGCGGCCUGAAGGACACGGAGGUGUUCGAGGGGGACGACGUCACGUUCCGGUGCCAGGUUUCCCACGAGAACGCCAGGGAUGUGGAAUGGAAGCUGCAGGAUGUCGCCCUGCAAAACAACGAGAUGAACGAGAUCUCGGUGGAAAAAGGGAAGGUUCACACCCUGACCCUGAGGAAGGUGACUGAGCAGGACAUUGGCACCGUCACCUUCCGGGUGGGAUGUCACACGUCCACGGCAGAGCUCACGGUGAAAGUGCCACCUCCAGUAUUUAAGGAGAAACUGCAGAGCCUGGAACUGCAGGAGGAAGACACAGCCGUGCUCAGGUGCCAGGUCUCCCAGCCCAACGCUCAGGUGAAGUGGAAGAAGGGCACUCAGGUGAUCUCCCCGAGCUCCAAGUAUGAAAUCAGGCAGGAAGGAACAGUCCACACCUUAAAGAUUUUUCACUUAAAUGCGGAAGACUCUGGCAAAUACACCUGUGAUAAUGGAAACGAACAAACGACAGCCACUGUAACUGUUAAAGCUUUGCCUGUAACCUUCACGCAACCACUGCAGAACCAACAGGCUGAAGAAGGUGGCACCAUCACUUUGAGCUGUGAGGUGUCGAGAUCAAACACCACAGUGCAGUGGAAGAAGGGCGGGACUGUGCUGAGACCAAGCGACAAAUACAAGAUGCGUCAGGCCGGGCCCGUGGCUGAGCUGACCAUCCACAACCUGAGCGGAGCUGAUGCUGGGGAAUACACCUGUGACACAGGGGACCAGCAAACCACGGCUGUGGUGCACCUGAAAGAACCAGCAGUGACCAUAGUGGAGAUGCUGAAGGACGUGACCUCGUACGAAGGGGAGGACGCGGUGUUCGAGUGCAGGCUGUCCCGGGAAACAACCCAGGAUGCCAAGUGGUUCCUGGGGGAUGUGCCCCUGCAAUCCAACGAGAUGAAUGAGAUCAGAGUCCAGGGGACACGUCACAGUCUGAUCCUGAGGAAGGUGACCCUGGAAGACUGCGGGUCCAUCAGCUUCAAAGUCGGGGAGCACACGUCGGCAGCACAGCUGAAGGUCCAAGCUGCUCCCGUCAUCUUUGUGAAGGCGCUCCAGAACCUGGAGCUGCAGGAGGGUGGCACAGCUCACCUGUCCUGCGAGGCGUCCAAGCCUGACGUCCCCGUGGAGUGGAAGAAAGGCACGUCUGUGAUCCACUCCAGCCAGAAGUGCAGCAUCAAGCAGGAGGGGAAGGUGCACACGCUGGUGAUCCGCGAUCUGAACCGCGCGGACGCGGGCGAGUACAGCUGCCAGACGGCCGACGGGAGGACCGUGGCCAGGCUGGAGGUUAAAGGCCUCCCCGUGCUGUUCAAGCACUGGCUGAAGAACGAGGAGGUGGAGGAAGGUCGCACGGCCCUGUUGUUCUGUGAGCUGACAAAGCCCAACGCGCACGUGGAGUGGAGGAAAGGGGACACUGUUCUGCAGACAGGUGACAAGUACGAGAUCCGGCAGGAGGGGACACGUGUCGAGCUCCUCAUCUACGAUGCUGAGGCUCAGGAUGCUGGGGAGUACACGUGUGACUCGGGGGAUCAGCAGACCACGGCAUCGCUGCAAGUCAAAGUACUGCCAGUGCUGUUUAACAAAGAGCUGAGAAACGUAGAGACUGAAGAAGGGGGAACGGCUGUUUUGCACUGUGAGAUCUCCAGGCCGGACGCCCCCGUUGAGUGGAGGAAAGGAGGGGUGGUCAUUGAGCCCAGUGACAAGUACGAGAUGAAGCUGAAGGGCAGCAUAGCUGAGCUGAUCAUCCAUGGUGUAGAGCCUGAUGACUGUGGGGAUUAUACCUGCAGCACUGGAUACGAGAUCACCACGGGUUCUGUGUACGUGCAAGAAGAAGCAGCAGUGGUAGUUUCUGGUUUAAGGAACACAGACGUCUUUGUGGGCGAGUCAGCCACGUUCACCUGCGAGCUCUCGCACCCGGGCGUGAGGAACGUGCAGUGGUGGCUCGAUGGGACCCCCCUCCACAACAACCUGGUGACUGAAAUCUCUGAGCAGGACGGGAGGAUCCACACCCUGACCCUAAAUGACGUGGCCUGCCACGACUCAGGCACUGUCACCUUCAGGGCUGGGUCCCUUAUAUCUUCAGCUAAAUUAUUAGUCAAAGAUCCCACCAUUGAAGUGGUCAGUCCCAUGCAGGACAUAACUGUUGAUGAAGAUGGCCCAGCAGAGUUCAUAUGCCAAUAUUCUAGGCCAGUGCACGCCAUCUGGAAGAAAAAUGAUCAGGAAAUACAUGCAGAUGGGCAGCGAGUGAUUAUCGAUCAGGACUGGAAUGUGAGCAUGCUAAAAAUUAACCCUACGGUCCCAGAAGACACUGGCAUCUAUUCUUGUGAAGCUGGAGGCACUAAAGUGAUGGCUACACUUGAUGUUCAAGCCAAGAACAGCAUCGUCCAGGGCUUGGAGAACGUGGAAGCCGUGGAAGGAGGGGAAGCCCUGUUCGAGUGUUACCUCUCCAAGCCCGAGACCUACAAUUACAACUGGCUGAUUGACGACGAACCUGCCAAGACCACAGAGAACACCGAGAUGGUUUACUUUGAAAAUGGGCUCAGGCACAUCCUGCUGCUGAAGAACCUCACCCCCCAGGACAGCUGCAGGGUGACUUUCAUGUGCAGCGACGCGGUGACCUCGGCCUUCCUGACGGUGAAAGGAUGGCGCCUGCAGUUCUUGCAGCCUCUCAAGGAUGUGGAAGUCUCUGUGGGGGAGAAAGCCACAUUUAGCUGUGUUCUGAGUGAAGCUGUGCCCAUUAAUGAAGUGGCCUGGUAUAGCAAUGACGUAGAGAUCCAGUUGGGUGAGGACUGGGAGGUACAAGCAGAUGGAAACAAAUACAAACUUAUUCUGAAAAAAGCCCAGCUGCACCAUUCUGGAGAGGUGACCUUUGCUUCCAGGGAAGCAAUUUCAUCAGCCAAGCUUUCUGUGAUAGAGCCUCCAGUUACAGUCACCCAGCCUUUGGUGGGAGGAUCAGUCACGGAAGGGGGGGUGGCUCGCUUGGAGUGCACAUUAUCCAGCAAAACUGAGGAAAAAGUGACGUGGUUCAAAGGAAAAGAACAAAUAAAAGCUGGAGGGAGAUACGAGAUCCUCUCUGACGGGAAAAAGCAGACGCUCAUUAUUCAUGGGUUCAGACCUGAAGACCAGGACACCUACACCUGCAUGGCUUCCCCUGAAGUCAAAUCUGUUGCCAGCCUGAGCCUUGAAGUGCCCACGGUGAUGAUGCUAAAGGAGAUUGCCAGGGAAGCACCCCCUGCAAGCCAGCCAGGGGAGCUGGUGGAUGGCCAAGUCCAGCCCAGCUUGCCCCCCGAGGCUGCUCAGGAGGGAGAUCUUCACCUCCUGUGGGAAGCCCUGGCCAAGAAGCGCCGGAUGAGCCGGGAGCCCACCUUGGAUUCCAUCAGCGAGGUGCCUGAAGAGGACCUCGAGAGGCUGCAGAAGCUGAGGAAGGAGGAAGCAGAGAUGUCCCACUACUACUCAGAGGAGUAUUCCACGUGUGACGAGCUGGCCAGGACGGGAGAAGCCGAUUUCUCUUUCACCAGCUCAGAUGAUGAGUCCAGAGCUGGGACACCCUCACUGGUGAACUACCUGAAAAAGAAAGCUGGGAAGACGAGUAUCAGUGUUACCAGCAAGGUUCAGUCCACCUCCACAGGCAAAUUAUGGAAGCAGUGGGAGAAAUCCAGUGUGGAGACUGCUGUGACCACCACAGCUGCCAAACCAGCUGAACCAGAGCUGCCAGACUUAGAUGACCCUUCCAUGAACAAGGCUGCCGUGAAGAUCCAAGCCGCUUUCAAAGGCUACAAAGUCAGGAAGGAGAUCAAGCAGCAAGAGUGCCCCGUGUUUGCCGAGACCUUCAAAGACUUCUCUGGCGAGCCUGGAAGCACUCUGCACCUGGAGUGUGUGGCCCACAGCAAAUCUGACAUGAAGGUCCGGUGGCUGAAAGACGGGCAGGAGCUUUCGGACGGCCGCUACUACCACAUAGACAACUACAGCGACGGGACCUGCUCGCUGAUCAUCGCCGGCCUGGACAGGAAGGACGCGGGAAAAUACACCUGCGAGGCAUCCAACAAAUUCGGCAAGGUUUCCCACAGCGCCAACGUGGUGGUUGGCGCUCAGGAGGCUCAGGUGCUUCCUAAGAAGCAGGCGAAGCAGAGCACGGACAGUGAGACGGAGAGCUCGUCCGGCAGCGAGCUGGACGACGCUUUCCGUAAGGCAGGGAGGAGACUCCACAGGCUCUUCAGGGCCAAGAUCUCCACGGAGAUCUCUGACGUGGAGGAGGAGCUCUUUGUCAGCGCGGACGAGGGGGACAUCGACGUGGUGGACCACCAGACGUACCGGGAGGACGACCAGUACAUCUACAUCAAGUUCGAAGUCUUGUCCGAGGCCAAAACGGCCGCCACUCGGUUCAGGGAGAUGUUUGGGGCCCUGGGGAUCCCCGUGGAGAUCGAUAUUUUGGAGCAAGGCCCUAAAAAGGUUGAACUGCGCAUUGGGAAGGCCUCACCACCCACCUUCGGGAAGUUUGCACCACCCAUUGCGAGACCUCCGCCGCCUUUGCUGACUUCUGACACAGCUCCCAUGUUCAUGACUGAGCUCCAGAACCAGGAGGUCCAGGAUGGGUACCCGGUGAGCUUUGACUGCAUCGUCAUCGGCAAACCGCUGCCCACGGUCCGCUGGUUCAAGGAUGGGAAAGCUAUCGAGGAGAACGACCACUACAUGAUCAAUGAGGACCAGGAGGGGUGUCACCAGCUCAUCAUCACCGCCGUGGUCCCCACUGACAUGGGCGUUUACCGUUGCCUGGCUGAGAACAACAUGGGAGUGGCUUCAACCAAGGCUGAGCUUCGGGUGGACUUGACCAGCACUGACUAUGAGACAGCAGCAGAUGCAACAGAGACAUCCUCUUACUACAGUGCCAAAGAAUAUAUUUCAAGCCGAGAGCAGGAGGAAUCCACCACCGAGGAGGAGCAACUGCCCCAGAUCUUUGAUGAGCUUCAUGACAUUCAUGUGGCACCUGGAGCAUCACUGGCUAAAUUUCACCUGAAGGUCAAAGGGUACCCACAGCCUCGUCUCUACUGGUUCAAGAAUGGGCAGCCCCUGAAGGCCUCUGAUCGCAUCCUGAAGACUGACAGGCAGGAAUUCCACUCACUGGAAAUUCGGGAUGUCACCAAGGCAGAUGCUGGGCAGUACCUGACCUUCGUCAUCAACUCUGCUGGCUCUGCCUAUUCCUCAGCCAGGCUGGUGGUCAAAGAUCCUUAUGAGAAAGAGGAGCCAUCUAAAACAGAUUCCCAUGAGCAGCUGAUACCACCGAGGUUCCUUGAAAGAUUUACUAAUAAAAAGGUGAAAAAAGGUGCAAGCAUCACAUUAUCUGUGAAAGUGGAAGGACAUCCACCCCCAAGUAUUACUUGGAUGAAAGAGGAGUCCCGGAAAGACAUCCUGUGGAUCAAACCAGACACCCCUGGGUAUAAACUUGCCAGUUCCAACAUGCACCACAGCCUGAUCCUGCUGGAUGUGAAGAAGAAGUACAGUGGAGCUUACACGUGCAUUGCCACCAACAAGGCUGGCCAGUCCAUCUGCACGGCCAACCUGGAGGUUGCAGAUGUGAAAGAGGCUGAAGUUCUGACCCAGGAGCGGGUGAUGGUGUCCGAAGCCAUCAUGACCACACUGGGAGCUAUUCAUCCCUCUGAAGCAAGAGAAGGAGACCUUGAAGGAAAGGAAGGUGUUCCCAAAAGCCCUAUUUCAUUAGCUGAUGUUGGCUCAGAAGAGUUCUUCCAGAAACUCACCUCACGGAUCUCGGAAAUGGUGUCUGCAAAAAUAACUCAGGAUUUAUCCUUAUAUAUCACACUUUGCUUUCCUUCUGAGUCUGAAGAUGGGGAUUCCAGAGGAGAGAUCUUUGAUGUCUACAUGGUCACUGCUGACUAUGUCCCUGCUGCACCUGACAGGGAAACCAUCACCCUGAAGGAAGGACAAUACGUGGAAGUCCUUGAUUCAGCUCAUCCUCUCAAGUGGCUGGUCAGGACUAAACCCACGAAAUCGAGUCCCUCUCGGCAGGGUUGGGUGUCUCCAGCUUAUCUGGACAAGAAAUUAAAGUUGUCACCAGAGUGGGGGACAACAGAAAUCCCCGAGUUCCCUGGAGAGUUUGUUUCUGAAGAUGAAUAUAAAAGGAAGCUGAGUGUUCUCAUCCAGGAGCUGCUGAUCUCAGAGGAGGAUUACAUUCAAGACCUGCAGUUCCUCCUGACUCAUCACCUCAAGUACACAGAGACCUGUCCCAACGUCCCAGGAGCUGUAGCCAGUCAGAAAUCCACCAUCUUCAGGAAUAUUGAUGACAUUGGUCACUUCCAUUCCAGUGUCUUCCUCCGGAGCCUGCAGGGCUGUGACACUGAUGAUGACGUGGCCAUGUGCUUUAUCAAGCACGAGGCAGAGUUUAACAGGUACAUCCAGUACCUGGUGGGAAGGGUACAGGCUGAGUCUGUUGUUGUCAGCAAAGCUGUCCAGGACUUCUACAAGAGAUACACAGAUGAAUUUGAAACUAAUGAAGAUCCUUCACAGCCACUUAUCCCACCACUGCAGCACUACCUGGAAAAACCCAUAAACAGGAUCCAGCAGUAUCAGACAAUAAUUAAGGAAUUAAUCCGAAACAAAGCAAGAAACAGCCAAAACUGCACCUUGCUGGAACAGGCUUAUGCUGUGGUGUCUGCACUGACCCGGAGGGCAGAGAACAACCUCCAUGUCUCCCUGAUUGAGAAUUAUCCAGGGACCCUGGAGAGCCUUGGUGAACCCAUCCGGCAGGGCCACUUCAUUGUGUGGGAAGGAGCUCCAGGAGCUAGAAUGGCAUGGAAAGGACACAAAAGACACGUUUUCCUCUUCAAAAAUUACCUUGUGAUCUGCAAACCAAAGCGAGACACAAAGACAGACACCUACAGUUACAUCUUCAAGAACAUCAUGAAGCUGAACAACAUAGAUGUGAACGACCUGGUGGAAGGGGACGACCGGGCGUUUGAGAUCUGGCACGAGCGGGAGGACCUGGUCCGCAAGUACCUGCUCCAGGCACGGACCGUGAACAUCAAGAACUCCUGGGUGAAGGAGAUCUGUGGAAUACAGCAGCGGAUCAGCGAGCCCAUCUGGAUACCUCCAGACUUCGAGGAAGAACUGGCGGAUUGCACGGCUGAGCUGGGAGAGACAGUCAAGCUGGCCUGCAAAGUGGUGGGAGCUCCCAAACCAUCCAUCAGCUGGUACAAAGAUGGAAAGCCAGUGGAGGUGGAUCCCCAUCACAUUAUAAUAGAAGAUCCCGACGGUUCCUGCACGUUGAUCUUGGACAACCUGACAGGUGCUGACACAGGACAGUACAUGUGCUUUGCUUCCAGUCCUGCUGGAAAUGCCAGUACCUUGGGAAAGAUCCUUGUUCAAGUGCCACCAAGGUUUGUGAACAAGGUCAGAAAUGCUUAUUUUGUGGAGGGUGAAGAUGCCCAGUUCACCUGUACUGUGGAAGGAGCACCAAGGCCUCAAAUCAGAUGGUACAAAGAUGGGGUGCUGAUAAAGGACACAAGUAAAUACCAGGCUUUCAGUGAACCACGGAGUGGCAUCGUGGUCCUGGUGGUCAAGAACCCUUCCAAUGAAGACAUGGGACACUAUGAAUGUGAGCUGAUGAACAGAUUAGGGUCUGCAAAAAGUGGAGCAGAGCUUUACCACCACAGUGCUGCAGCCCUGACCCAGGAGAGGAGAGGAGACCAAGCCAUCACCAUCGAAGGAAUGACUCCCCCACAGCCAAGGAUGGAGACUUCUGUCCAGGCCUCGCUCCAACGCGCCGAUAAGGAGAUCAAGACAGCCCUGAGGACGCUCAUGGACUCGGCGUCAAUGCUGGUGACUCUUCCCCUGGGCAUGAGAGGAGAAGAAACAUCAGCUGGGCCCCCUGUGCUGGUUCAUGAAGCCAGCACCCAAACCCAGGCUCCUGGAGGCCAUGACAAAGCACAGAGGCAGGUUUCAGCUGAAGAACCAAGUGUGCCAAAGCCCAGCCCUGGUCCUUCCCAGGAAGACGCAGCUGCUGGAGACGGAAGCGCUCGGGAACGCACCGUUCCCAUCGACAGAACCUCACCAGAGGCAGGGGCAGGAGGCUGGUACAGGAGAGAAGGAGACGUGGUCUGGGAUGUGCACAGUGAAGUUUAUAUUGAGACCACGGAAAGAACUCGUGUGUAUAAGACUGAGGAGAAGACCCCAGCAAGUCCUCCCUACAUGCAAGUGACAAUAGAGGAUGUGCAGGUGAACUCUGGGGAACGUGCCAAAUUUCAGGCAGUCAUCGAGGGAACCCCUCCACCCACCGUGCUGUGGUUUAAGGGCACUUCAUUGCUGACAGACAGUGACAGAGUCCACCAGGGGAAGGAAGGGACAACGUAUUUCUUAGCGGUGGACGAUGCUGCCGUGGAAGAUGGUGGUGUUUAUACCUGUGUUGCCAAAAAUGCAGGAGGGGAGGUUUUGUGCAAAGCAGAGCUCGUUGUACGUGAAGCUAAGAAAGACCAAGAAGGAAAGAAAGUGGCCACCAGGAGAAAGCUCCACGCCCAUUAUGAAGUGAAGCAGGAAAUUGGAAGGGGCUGCUUCAGCUUCGUGAAACGGGUUGUGCACAAAGGGAACAGAGUGUCCUGUGCUGCCAAGUUCAUCCCUCUGCGAAGCAAAACCAAGUCUCGAGCCCACCAGGAGAGGGACAUUCUCGCCUCUCUGUCCCACGACAGAAUUACCCGGCUCCUGGAUGAGUUUGAAACAAGGAAAACACUGAUUUUGGUUCUGGAGUUAUGCUCCAGCGAAGAGCUCCUGGACCGUUUGUUCAAGAAGAGUGUGGUCACCGAAGCUGAGGUCAAACUGUAUAUCAGGCAACUUUUGGAAGGACUCAAAUAUCUUCACGACAACAACAUCCUUCACUUGGACAUCAAGCCACUGAAUAUCCUCAUGGUUUACCCCGAGAGGGAAGACCUGAAGAUCUGUGACUUUGGGUUUGCUCAGAAGAUCACCCCCUUUGAGCCUCAGUACAGCAAAUACGGCUCUCCGGAGUUUGUUGCCCCAGAAAUUGUUUCUCUGUCACCGGUGUCAAAAGCAACUGAUAUCUGGGCUGUUGGAGUCAUCACGUAUUUAAGCCUCACGUGCAAGUCUCCGUUUGCUGGGGAGAACGACAGGAAAACCCUCCUGAACAUCCAGAGCGGGGAAAUUUCAUGGACCAUUCCUGACGUCGUUCACUUGAGUGAAGAUGCAAAGGACUUCAUGAAAGGGAUCCUGCAGCAGAACCCCAAAGCCAGGCCUAGUGCUUUGGACUGUCUGUCCCACAAGUGGUUCAUGCACAAUGUCCCCCUCGAAGCAGCUCAUUUCAUUAAUACCAAGCAGCUCAAAUUCAUCGUGGCUCGGAGCAAGUGGCAGCGGUCUCUGAUGUGCUACAAAUCCAUCCUGGUAAUGAGGUCUAUCCCAGAAAUCCUGGAAAGGACCCACGACAACACCUCCCUGGCCAUCUCCCGACACCUCAUCGAGGAAAGCACUUCAUCCAGUACCAGUGGCUCCUCUUCAGACAACGAGAACUCGAAUUUCCCCAAGAAGAGGCAUUUUGGUUCCACCCCCGAGCUGCACUUGCCCGUAUUUGAAGCACCAAGUUAUCAGGAGCCUCCAAAACGUUCAAGUGAGCAGAAGCACUCCAAGGCACCAGUCCCUCCAGUAAAACCCAUGAGGAGGAAAUAUGCUUCCAUGAAGGCUGAGGUGGGGGACAAAUCACCCACAGAAAGCAAAAUGCUCAUGGCGAGUGUCUUCCAGGAGAAGGAAGAGAGGCUCCAUCCCAGUGUUCGAGAUGAAAGAGCGGAGCAACCCCAAAGGAGUGGUGCUGCUGAGCCUUCAUCUGUGGGGGCUUCCAUGGAAAGCACAUCACAUCCAGGUCAGAAAGGAAAACCAGACAUGUCUUUAGCUGAUAAGGAGAGGAUUGAAAAGGCUGGGGAUGGCACAGAAAAGCCAUCUGCCUUUGUGCCCAGGCAGAGUGUCAUCAAAAGCACUUUCUACAGCCAAGCAACAGAGCUCCCUGCAAGGCUGCCUUCCUCGCCAGGCAGGGAGUUCAGGAGGCACCUGGACAGAGCCAGGAGGACUUUCCGGAAAGGUGGAUAUUCGAAGGUGCCCCUCAGUGGUCUCCGUGAGCCCCUCCUGGAACAGUUUGAACUGGAAGAGGAAGAGGAAGGAGAUGAUCGCAGGGAAAGCCUGCUGGGAUCCUUGACCAAAUCAGCGUCGUUUGACACUGCCAGGAAACCACCACAUCCUGCCAUUGCUGGUACCAGCAGGAGCCGUUCCCUGGACGACUACAGGCUGAGAGCCUCGAGGUCACUGAGGGAACAAGACAUUUUGGAAGAAGACUGUGAUGUCUUGUCCCAGGAGAGCUGCCCUGAAGGCAGUGACCACUGUGACAUUUCUGCAGGGCCUGGCAAGGGAUGUUCUGUAGACACAUCAAAGCAGGAGGAAGUCAGGAGAGCCAGCAAGGAUUGUCCAGGAGAGAAGCCCCCUCCUUCCACACAUUGUGAGGGUAAUGAGUGCCCAGCUGCUUUUAUGCAACAGGCUGAGGGACUUCCAGUGUCACCUCACAGGAGUGAAAAUAGGAAACCUUUACUGAAGAAGUCAAAAGCUACUGAGAUUGAGGAGGAUGUUGAAGAGUUGGAAGGCAAAAGCCCCGUUCUGACUGCCCAGUGCUCAGACAUAACUGCAUCAGCAGCCCAAAAACAUGAGAGCAUGGAGGGUAAAUCUUCCUCUGACACUGCUUUUCAGGAGAGCAAAGAGUCCAUUCCAACCUUGACACAGUCAGAGGCCACCUCUGAGUCAUCUCCCACAAGUAAGGGAGGUGUGUGUCUGCCCCAGGAGUCUGCUCACAGCGCUGACAUCCACCAGGAUCAAAAAGGUGGAAUGUUGCUGAUCAAAAGGACAGCCCCAGUUCCACCUUGGAAGGACAAAAGGCAGAAACACUCAGGUGAAAAGACCUCUGCUCACGGUGUUGCCGAGUCUGAACUCAUGGAGCAUGAAAGCUCUGCUGUUCCAGCAGAACAGACAGAGACCGAUUCACUUCCAGUACGCAAAGACAAAAGUCGGGAACUUCCUGGGAAAAGUGUUCCAGCAGCUCCUGUCUCUCUGGGCAAGCGGCCAGGUGCCCUCACAGCUGGUGAAGGGGCUCCUCAGAAGGUGAAGACCCACGAAGAGGUGAGUUCUGCUGUCCUGGAGGAGGAAGGGCUGGGUGUGACAGGAGUCACUCCACUAUCAGCCCAUGCUGGUGAAAGCCAGGCUCACAGUAAGGCUCCUGCUCAUGGAUUCACAGCAUCAGCCAGCCUGAAAGGAGAGCACCUUGCUGUUCCCAAAGUCCCACCACCACAAUCAGUGCCGACUCCGGUCUCCGGUGGAGCACAGGCUGAAAGGGAAGGGCCAGCUCACAGCAAGGAGAGGUUUGUUGCUCUGAGGAGCGAAAGCUCUGCGGUCACAGAGGUUGUUCCCAGCUUGGUCCAUGAAGGAGCCAAACCCCAGAAGGUUUCUGAAGGCCAUGCUGUUCCAGGGAGCAGACACACAGCAGGAACAGUGUCCUCCCAAAGCACUGUUCUCCCUUCGGUCUGUGAGAGGGAAAAACAGGAACAUCCAUCCCUUCACAGCGAGGUGAGAUCUGCUGUGACAGCAGGUGGAAGCCCAGCAACUGCACAGACCACGUCUGCUCCUUUCCCCAAGGCUGGACAUCGGGAGUUGGAGCAGCAGAGGGCUGCCGGUCCCAGUGCUGGGAUUUCUGAUGGUCUGGGGGGUGCCUUAACUGCUGCACAACCAGAAGGUGCUCUAGCUUCAGCCUAUGAAGUAGAAUAUGAGGAACAUCCAAAGGUCCAUGGUGAGGGUGGAGGCGUUGCCUUAGAAAGUGGAAGAUCUGACGCUGGAAAAGCUGUCCCACCGUCGCUCCGCAGGGAUCGCCGUCAGGAGCGAUCACAUCACAGGUCUUCCUUUUACAGUGAUGAGGAGUCUGCUGUGCUGGAGGGCUUAGUGGACGAGAUGGUUUCCCUCUCUGAAGAGAUGAAUGUUUGGGCAGAGUCAGUUUCUGGAGAGAAGGAGAGCAGAAAGCACAUGGACACCUCCUCCCCUUCUGUAAAACAGAGGGAAGAUGAGCAGGAUGGCCUUGAAGAACCCUACCUUGCUGUGAGUGAGGAGUCAGAGGUACUGGAAGGGCAGGGAGCACAGACAGUUCCUCACGAACGUGAACACCUGGAGGACUUGGCGUUUGAGAGCCCCACUUCCAGCCGAGCCAGCGUUUCCUCAACAGAGAGCUUGGACACUGGGAAAAGACCCAGCCGAGUGUCAGUGAUCAAGGACACCGGGAAACACCCAGAAGUGUCUUUGGUGAAAAUCAAAGACCUGUCAGAUGAAACCCCCAGUACUGGCAGCGGCCCUCAAAAAUUUGACAUCUCAGAGGUGGAACCUGCCUACUUGAACUUCUCUGACUUGUAUGACAUUGUCUAUUUUCCGUUUGAAUUUCUGAGCUACAAGAAGCCUUCGCCCAAGCCAGUUCGUAGACGGUUUAUUCCUCUCGGUGAAAGGGCAAGGUCUCCUCCUGCAGGGCAUCUGCAUAAGGAUAAAAGGCUGUGCAUCAGGGAGCAGGCAGAGGACAAGAACAGGAAGAACCAUUUGGAAAUAUCUGAGGAUUCAAAGGCAACUCACUUAGUGGCCAUGGGGAAAGGGCCAGAGAGCCAUAAAGAAAUGUACGGCUCCCAAAAGGACUCCGGUGGGAAGCAGAAAAGCUCCUUCCACACCAAGCCAGGACUCUUUAAGCCAUAUGCAAGGUCUCAUUCAGUGGAGCUGUCAGUGGAGCAGAGUCUGAAGAAGAAAGUAAAAGCUUCUGUUGCCCAUAUUUCAAGAAUCCUAAAAGGAAAGACAUCUCCUGAGCCAGAGGCAGAGGAAGAGUUUGGUGAGCUGGGAAGUGAGGCAGCAGAGAAAGAGCUGUUAACAGGGGCUGAAGGAUCUCUGAAGAGGAAAUCAGCACUCUCCUCAUUCAAGUUGCCAAGCCUCAUGCCAAAGGAGAAAGCCCCCUCCUUCACUGAGGAGCUCAUGGACCAGGCUGCUGCCGUGGGACAGUGCGUGACGCUGUCGUGCCGGACGGCAGCUCACUCCUCCCUGCACAUCAACUGGUUCAGAGAUGGGAUCCCUAUCCAGAGCAGCAGCCGGAUCCUCAUCUCAUCCACCCUCAAACACUUCCAGCUCUUAACUAUUCUCUCUGUUAAUCCUGAGGAUUUUGGUAUUUACACCUGUGUGGCCACAAACUCCCUGGGCUCGGCAUCCACCUCUUGUGUCAUAAGAAAAGCAGAGGUUCCUCCCAGCCCUCCACCCCCUGACAUGGUGGAAGUCUACAAGGAUGGAGUGCAGGUGGUCUGGAAACCUGUGGAGACCAACACCCCUGUCCAUUACACCAUCCAAUGCAAGAGUCAAGAUGGGGAGUGGACAACUCUGGCUUCUGACCUCGCUGACUGCUGCUACUAUGCCAAAAAUCUGCCCAAGGGGUUUAUCUACCACUUCAGGAUUGCCUGCACCAGCAAAGCAGGAAUGGGCCCCUACAGCGACCCAUCUGCCAGCGUGAAAAUCACCGGGAAGGAUCCAAUGGAGCUUCGUGCUGCAACACAGGAAAUCCCAGCACCUGCCACUGAGGAAGAGAGUGAAGUAAUCACACCAUCUGAGCCCUUCCCAACCUACCAGACCUACGCCUUCCAAACAGAGAUCAAAAGGGGGCGAUUCAGCAUCGUCCGACAGUGCAGGGAGAAAGUGAGUGGCAAGACUUUGGCUGCAAAAAUCAUCCCUUACUGGCAAGAGGACAAGCAGACUGUGCUCCUGGAGUACCAGGUCCUGAGGAAGCUCCACCACACAAACAUAGCCCAGCUGAAGGGAGCCUAUGUCAGCCCACGGCACUUGGUGUUGAUCCAGGAGGUGUGUGUGGGACCAGAGCUGCUCCACUCCUUGGCACUACGGACAUCGUACUCCGAAGUGGAGGUCCGGGACUACCUGUGGCAGAUCCUCAGUGCCACUGAGUACCUCCAUGCCCACAACAUCCUGCACCUGGAUCUCAGGUCUGAGAACAUGAUCAUCACCGAGCCCAACCUGCUGAAAAUCCUGGAUUUUGGGAACGCACAGUUCUACACACAAGACAAAGUCAUUACCAUGGACAAGUGCAUGGACUAUGUCGAAACCAUGGCUCCAGAACUGCUGACAGAGCAAGGAGCCCUCCCACAGACUGAUAUUUGGUCCAUCGGAAUCACAGCCUUCAUCAUGUUGAGUGCCAACUACCCCGUCAGCUCCGACGUCCCCUGUGAGUUCCUGAGAACCACCAGGAAGGGCAAAGUGAAGCUCACGCGGUGCUACGCGGGUCUGUCCGGGGGGGCUGUGUCCUUCCUCCAGAGCACUCUGUGUGCAAACCCCUGGGGAAGGCCGUCAGCCUCCGAGUGCCUUCAGAGCCCGUGGCUCCAGGAGACAGGUUUGGACAGCAGGCAGCAAGCACUGGUUACCUUCCCCACCACCAAACUGAGGAAUUUCCUCAUGGAAAGGGAAAAGAAGAGGGGCCUGCUGUGCUCCAAGUACGGCCUCAUGAUAGCACAGUGACGUGGAUGGGACAGGCAGGAACUGCCUCUCUGUCCCUUCUGCACUCAGUGUUUGGUAUCAAACCGUCCUGCCAAGCUGGUGUCCAUCAGCUGAGCUGGGGUCACUGCUCCCUGUGUUUGUGCUGGUGUGUCCUGCCUGCCACAGGCUGUUCCUGCGUAUUCUGUGACUUGUUGGGUAACUGGGCCAGCAGACAGUGAAGGCAGCAAAUGCACCAGUGACCACGGCCUUGUAACAGGCACGUGUUGUCCUUUGGCACUUUGAAGCCAGGCUGCUCUUCCCUGGGGAGUGCACAGGCCCUUCUACCCAGAGAUGUGCCAAAGGCUCCAUGUUUUAAUUCUUUAAAAAAAUCCUGACAUUUCACGUUGUUUCUCCUUCCAACCCUGCUUUCCUCUGCAAUGGGUGGUGUUGGCUGUGUCGUGGCUUUGUACUCAUAACCUCAGUGCUCCUCCGAGUUUCUCUGCAGUGAUUGAUGUAUCUGUGGGUGCCACUGACUUCCUUUGAUUUUCCACACAAGCAGCAUCAAGUGGAGGCUUUCUCAGAGCUGUAUCUGUCUGUGUUUAGAGGAAGGAACACAGAAAACAGUUCCUGAUGCAUUGCAGUUUCAUACUGGAGUUGAGGCUGUUUAACCAGGGAUGGCCUUUCCCAACAUGUUUAACCCCUGUUGUUCCAAACCUGAAGGAUGCAGGUUGUGACUCCUUCCCUUGCUCAGUGUGCAGAGCAGGAGCUGUGACCUGGAACGUUUUCCCUGUGCUGUCGAGAGCAGGCACCGACUCAGCAGAUUGUAAAACUUUGAAUGUUGAAGGAAUAUUGUCUUCAUUAAGCUCUACAGGAGAGAAAACCAGGGGUUUAGGGACAGGCUCCACACUCAGCUCUCUCAGGGGAUAGAAGAGUUACACGAGACAGACACUGCAAUGAGAGCUGCCCCCCAGUAAACUUUUCAAAUUUAUUCCUGGAUUCCUUCCAAUUUAACUUCUCUUACAAAUCCAGUCAGGUUUUUGUUGGCACAGGCUGGUUUUUUACUCUUGCUGUUGCACUUUGGGAUGGAAAGCUCAGUGCCAGGGGAGAAGCCACCCAAGCAUAAAAUUUAAUUGCAGAUUAACUCACUUGGAGCUUUCACACUCUUCCAUAUAUGACUUUUUUUUUUUGCUUCUCACAACU
Pipra filicauda (Wire-tailed manakin) is the source of this 30066-nucleotide messenger RNA. RefSeq names its product obscurin, cytoskeletal calmodulin and titin-interacting RhoGEF (gene OBSCN). Lineage: Eukaryota; Metazoa; Chordata; Aves; Passeriformes; Pipridae. The record is from RefSeq and is a predicted model, not a curated record. Gene Ontology annotation, molecular function: protein kinase activity; ATP binding; guanyl-nucleotide exchange factor activity. Gene Ontology annotation, biological process: protein phosphorylation.